Abrus precatorius (Indian licorice) is the source of this 940-nucleotide messenger RNA. Its product is annotated as probable NAD(P)H dehydrogenase (quinone) FQR1-like 2. The coding region runs from base 138 to 899 and encodes 253 amino acids. Gene Ontology annotation, molecular function: NAD(P)H dehydrogenase (quinone) activity; FMN binding. Lineage: Eukaryota; Viridiplantae; Streptophyta; Magnoliopsida; Fabales; Fabaceae. The record is from RefSeq and is a predicted model, not a curated record. The transcript has 2 exons.
CUUUCUGUUUCCUUGUUGAAAUAUCUGUCUUUUUUGUAUCUUGCUUUGCAAGUAAAACAAGAAUUAGUUUAUUUCUAGAUGUUUUAGAAGCUUUAUUAGCAAAUAUUUUUGAAAGUGUUGAUACCAAGUGAAUUCCAAUGGGGAAAGGAGGUGGUUGCUUUCCAAGCAAGACAAAGGCACCAAUUUCAGGAACAGAAAAGAAUGAUCCUGGCAGUGUUGAAAGCCUAAUUCCAAGAGAUGACCCAAGUAGCACAAACCAAGAAGAGCCACCACAAGAAGCAGUGAAAAAGCUGAAAGUUUUCAUUGUGUUCUACUCAACCUAUGGUCAUGUGGAGUCAUUGGCAAAGUCCUUGAAGAAGGGGGUUGAUUCAAUUGAAGGAGUUGAAGGGCUGUUGUACCGUGUGGUGGAGACACUGUCUAAGGAGGUGUUGGAACUCAUGAAGGCACCUGAGAAGGAUGAAAAGGUGCCACUCAUAUCUGCAGAGAAGUUGUUGGAAGCUGAUGGAUUGUUAUUUGGGUUUCCAACAAGGUAUGGAAGCAUGGCGGCGCAGAUGAAGGCGUUUUUUGAUUCCACAGGUCAAUUAUGGAGAGAGCAGAAGCUGGUUGGUGUGCCUGCUGGCUUCUUUGUCAGUACUGGCACUCAGGGUGGUGGUCAAGAAACCACAGCAUGGACAGCAAUCACACAGUUAGUCCACCAUGGAAUGCUCUAUGUUCCUAUUGGUUAUUCUUUCGGUGCUGGAAUGUUUGAAAUGGACUCCAUUAGAGGUGGAUCUCCAUAUGGUGCUGGAGUUUUUGCUGGUGAUGGCUCAAGGCAAGCAAGUGAAACAGAGCUGGCCCUUGCUGAGUAUCAAGGAAGGUACAUGGCAACAAUAGUCAAGAAGUUGGGCCAGAAAAGCUAGCUUCUCUGUCACCAAAACCUUGUUAAGGGAUGAUGAACUAG